This is a messenger RNA of Neurospora crassa OR74A, 2014 nucleotides long. RefSeq lists its product as hypothetical. The record is from RefSeq and is a predicted model, not a curated record. Bases 490 to 1647 code for a protein of 385 amino acids. The transcript has 2 exons. Lineage: Eukaryota; Fungi; Ascomycota; Sordariomycetes; Sordariales; Sordariaceae.
CGCCAGGCGGCCCACACGUCAACCCAAAAUCCAGGGCGGCCAAUCUGAUCGGCCUUCAUUUGUUGGUCUUCAACGUCCAGAAUCCCAGAAAGAUAAAACCAACAAACGAAGCGAGAGGCCCCGAUGAAGCAACACCACACCUACAUAAUCUGCGGCCAAUCCCGUAUUUCCCGCGGUCGCUUAUAUGCAGAAAGGUAUGCAGCAGCCGCCCCCCGAGAACGCUGUUUGUUUGGCCGCCCAAAGUCCAACCCCGCCUUGGACAAGGAUUGACAUCGGUCCAUGUGGUGGUGGUGGAUGCUACCUGUAUACCUAUUGCGUAUAUAUUGUCCUACUUAUCUUGCUCGUCCUCGGAGGUUUUGAUCUGUGCCUUUUUAUCUUCACUUACUCAAUCCUUAUACAUGGAAAUUAGAGACCAGCUCGAUCUGAUCAAGUGGGUGACCUCGGACAACAACCUUCACUUAGCAUAACCACCCCAGAAAAUAGUCCAACAUGACUUCAAGCCGACCAAUACUCCCUUGCACACCCGAUGGGAGCAUCGAUGGAAAUGCCAACCCCAAUUCCCACGACGACAAUGACGACGAUGCCCAAUCAGACAUCAGCGUCCCCUACUCCUCCCUCACCGAAAGUACCACCACCACUAGCGGCAACGGCUUUCUCACCCCCACUUCCUCAGAUGCCCAUACCGUUGCCGCUGAAGGGGUAAACCUACAGACCAUCAGCUCGGUCCUACAUGAAAUGGACUCUUCUGAUCAUCAUGACGGGCGUAUUGAUGAUUCUCUGGCCCAAUGGAGAUCUUUGUACCACGAUGAAAUUGAACGGCAAAUUAUCGAAAACCGGAAUCGAGACCGGGAGAGAAGGAACACGAUUACCAACACUUUGAGCGCGAGAAACCUACAGUUGCACACCAGCCAGACGAGUGAGACAUUGGCUGGCUCAGGAGGAGGAGAAGGAGGAGCUAGGCUUCAUGAAAAUGCACAGACGAGAAGAAGAGAAAAAGGAGAGAGAUCAGAGUCGAGCCCAAGCGACUCCUCAUCUACCUCCUCUGGCUCAUCGUCGUAUAUGAAUGCGCCAGCAUACGAAAGUGCUCCCACCUCUCCUUCUUACGCCGCGGCUCAAGAAUCAAAACCCGGGCCACCGCCCUCCUCCUCCCGUUACACCCGCCACGCCGACCCCCAACCCAACCAAAGUUUUAUCCUCCUCGAAGCCUCGACCGGCCGAGCGCUGACUCUGAUAGACGGGAACUUGACUUUAGUUCACGUCCCUGACCCAGAUCUGAUCAGCCUCACUGAUCAAAAAGGUUCUGACCCCUAUCUCUUCCCCAACAGCGGGGCCGAGCAGCCUUGCAUCGUCAAGGGCCAAUGUAAUUGGCACUGGCACUGCGUCGAAAAUGCGGGGUGGCUCGGCUUCCGCAACGCGGCAUCGGGAACCUUUUUGGGACACGACAUGUGGCAGAAUAUCAUUGCGCGGGUGUACAGGCAUCAGGGUUGGGAGUUCAUGACUGUGAGGCCGGCGCUGGAAAGAAAAGGAUGGUAUUUGAUGGUAACGCAUUGGGAGAAGUUGCACAAGAUCAACUUUUUGGAGGAACGAAGGGCGUUUGUGGCAACGAAUCCAGAGGAGGGAACGGUUUGGGAAUUUGUUAGGGUUUGAUUUACGUGGGAUUCGGAUCACUUGCGCCUGUAGUCUUGGAGAUUUCUUAAGGGUAAGGCAAGAUUACUCUCAUGGCUGGUACAGAGGGAUGUAUGAGCGGCGAGCGGUGGAAAGUGUCUUUGGAAGUAUGUGUUCAACAGCGACUUCUCUACGUGAGUGAAAGGCCUCUGAGUUCGGAGUGACUUCCUGUUCAGGAUAUGGUUAGCUUAUCGACGUUGUUCAAGUUCAUUCCCUCCGUACUUACAGAGGAAAAUAAGUUUGCAACUUUGGGUUCUUGAUAGCCGCCCUCAUCCACUCCAAGACUAGCUGGAUCUCAACAUCGUGCCACCCCCAACCAUUUUGCAAAUAUAAGUUGCAGAUCCUUCCA